AACAAAAGCACGCCUAAACCAAACAUAUCAUCAUCUUAAUUUCUGUCUGUCUCUAUUUUAGAGGAUUCCAGUCUCGUACGCCUUCUUCCUCCUCUGCCCAUGGUGGUGAUUAAUUAUUUUGGAGUUGCUGCUGCUCGCCUUGGGGGAAAACACCACCUCCUGAGCAAGCGAGAGGUCGCGUCUUAGCUCUGCCAUGGCCUUCGACAUGAGCUACUGCCUGAGCUGGAGAGUGGCGGUGGAGGCCAACAAUGCCCGGGCGUGGCGCACAGUCCCGGCGCAAUGCGUCCCCUACGUCGAGGACUACAUGCUCGGCGGCCAGUACUGCCGGGACCUCGACACCGUCGUCGACCAGAUCGGCGUUUACAUAAACGGGAUCACGGCCGCCUCGGACGGGAUGGACGCUUGGAUUCUCGACGUCGACGACACCUGCCUGUCCAACACGCUCUACUACAAGGACAGGCACUUCGGCGGGGAUCCAUUUGACCCGAUGGCAUUCAAGAGCUGGGCUCUGAGAGGGAUCUCGCCGGCCAUUCUCGCCGUGCUUAGGCUGUACGGAAGGCUAAUAGAGAAGGGUUUCAAGGUGUUUCUUAUCACCGGAAGGGAUGAAGAGGUGUUCUACUUGUCCACUGAACAUAAUCUUCACGCGCAGGGCUUCAUUGGCUACGAGAGGUUGAUCAUGAGAAGUGCAGAGUAUAGAGGAGUAGCCGCGACCGUGUUCAAAUCUGCGAUGAGGAAGCAGCUGGUAGCUGAAGGUUUCAGGAUCCGAGGAAACGUCGGCGAUCAAUGGAGCGAUCUCUUGGGCGAUUGCACCGGCGAUCGCUUUUUUAAAAUCCCUAAUCCCAUGUACUUUGUUCCAUGAACAACAACAACUAUUCUUAGUUUCUCUGACUUUCACUUUGUCCAACAGAAGUAGUAAUUAAUAGGCCAACGAAGUUGCUUAAUUGUGCAUCUAAUGCAUUCUUAAAUCAUGAAAUUUGAGAAACUUGGAAAUUAUGAACUUCCAUACAAUGAUAUGGGCAGAGCUAUUUUCAAGCCGAUUUUAUUUUAUUUUAUUUCAUAGUUCA
Molecule: messenger RNA, 1064 nt
Organism: Zingiber officinale
Lineage: Eukaryota; Viridiplantae; Streptophyta; Magnoliopsida; Zingiberales; Zingiberaceae
Product: acid phosphatase 1-like
Exons: 3
Coding region: 194-859 (221 amino acids)
Molecular function (GO): acid phosphatase activity
Source: RefSeq, a predicted model, not a curated record